ACUUGGCUUAUCCUCUCCUCUACCCUGCGGUGGUAUAACUGCAGCCUCUCCCUCUUCCCCUUCUCCCUUUGAAUUCCUUCUCUCUCUUUCCCUUACCAUUUUCCUUCCACAAAUCCAAGCUUUAAUCUCUCUCUUUUUCCUUUCAAUCCAAGCAGAGGAAACAAAUGCGCAUGCUUCUGUAAUCCCACCUACUCUGUUCCUUCAGCUAGAAUUUCUCAGAGUUGUUGUCCUUGUACUUCUCAGUGUCUCAGCAGAAAAUUUUGAAGAUGAGAGUUGCAGUGGUUGGAGCUGGGAUUAGUGGGUUGGUUUCAGCUUAUGUUCUAGCAAAAGCCGGCGUCGGUGUUGUCCUGUACGAGAAGGAGGAAUACCUGGGAGGUCAUGCUAAGACUCUGACUUUUGAUGCUGUUGAUUUGGACCUCGGUUUCAUGGUCUUCAAUCGGGGACAGGGUUGCGAAUGGGGCAGCAAGAAUGGCCUGUCCAGCUUGUUUGCACAGAAAACCAACUUCCUUAAUCUGCACUUUUGGCAGAUGCUUAGAGAAAUCAUCAAGUUCAAGGACGAUGUCCUCAGUUAUCUUGAAGUUCUUGAGAACAACCCAGACAUUGCUCGUGAUGAGACUUUGGGGCAGUUUGUCAAGGCACGGGGUUACUCUGAAUUAUUUCAGAAAGCUUAUCUGGUCCCUAUAUGUGGUUCGAUAUGGUCCUGCCCCUCAGAGGGAGUUAUGAGCUUUUCAGCUUACUCUGUUCUCUCAUUUUGCCGCAAUCAUCAUCUACUUCAGCUUUUUGGCCGUCCCCAGUGGUUAACUGUUAAAGGGCGUUCACAUCGUUAUGUUGAUAAGGUCAGAGAAGAGCUUGAGACCAGGGGUUGCCAAAUAAGAACUGGUUGUGAGGUGAAGGCUGUUUUGACUGCUAAUGAGGGUUGUACUGUGUUAUGUGGUAAUGGUUCCCAAGAGAUGUUCACUGGAUGUAUAAUGGCUGUUCAUGCUCCAGAUGCUUUGAGACUACUAGGAAAUGCAGUAACAUACGAUGAAUCAAGAAUACUUGGAGCUUUCCAAUAUGUCUACAGUGAUAUAUUCCUUCAUCGUGACCAAACUUUAAUGCCCAAAAACCCAGCAGCAUGGAGUGCAUGGAAUUUUCUUGGAAGUAAAGAGAAGAAAGUAUGUUUGACAUACUGGCUCAAUGUGCUUCAGAAUAUUGACGGAACAAUACCUUUUCUGGUAACUCUGAAUCCUGAUCAGACACCAAAACAUACCAUACUUAAGUGGACAACUGGCCAUCCAGUCCCAUCUGUUGCUGCAACUAAAGCUUCCCUUGAGCUUGAUCUUAUUCAAGGGAAGAGAGGAAUUUGGUUCUGCGGAGCAUACCAAGGCUACGGCUUCCAUGAGGAUGGACUCAAGGCCGGCAUGGUAGCUGCAAAUAGUUUGCUGGGAAAAAGUUGUUCCAUUCGAAAUAAUCCAAAACAUAUGGUACCAUCCCUGAUAGAAACAGGAGCACGACUUUCUGUUUCUAAGUUCCUCAGAAAUUAUUUAUCAACUGGCUGUGUUAUAUUACUGGAAGAAGGUGGCACAAUAUUUACCUUUGAAGGAAAUAAUGCAAAAUGCUCACGGAAAACUGUGUUGAGAGUGCACAGUCCCCAGUUUUACUUGAAGAUUAUGACUCAGGCAGAUCUAGGUCUUGCAGAUGCAUAUAUCAAUGGAGAUUUUUCUUUUGUUGAUGCUAAUGAAGGUCUUCUAAAUCUCUUGAUGAUUCUCAUUGCCAACAGAGAUUUGAAUGCAUCCAGCUCAAAACUUAGUAAGAAAAGGGGUUGGUGGACACCAAUGUUGCUUACAGCUGGUAUAGCAUCUGCAAAAUAUUUCUUCAAGCAUGUUUCACGGCAGAAUACAGUCACACAAGCUCGUAGGAAUAUUUCUUGUCAUUAUGACUUGAGUAAUGAACUUUUUGCUCUAUUCUUGGACAAAACAAUGACGUACUCCUGUGCAGUGUUUAAGAAGGAAGAUGAAGAGUUAAUAGUUGCACAACAGAGGAAAAUCUCCCUUCUGAUCGAAAAGGCAAGAAUUAGCAAUAAGCAUGAGAUUCUUGAGAUUGGAUUUGGUUGGGGUAGUUUAGCCAUUGAGGUAGUCAAACAAACAGGAUGCAGAUACACUGGCAUCACUCUAUCUCAGGAGCAACUGCAAUAUGCAGAAAUGAAAGUAAAGGAAGCUGGACUUCAGGACCACAUUAGAUUUCAACUCUGUGAUUAUCGCCAAUUGCCCAAAACUCAGACAUAUGACAGAAUUAUAUCAUGUGAGAUGUUAGAAGCUGUUGGCCAUGAAUACAUGGAGGAGUUUUUUGGUUGCUGUGAAUCAGUAUUAGCAGAAGAUGGACUUCUUGUUCUACAGUUCAUAUCGAUACCAGAUGAACGUUAUGAAGAGUAUAGGUUAAGUUCAGAUUUUAUCAAGGAAUACAUUUUUCCUGGUGGGUGCCUACCUUCAUUAAGUAGGAUAACAUCAGCUAUGGCUGCUGCAUCACGACUCUGUGUUGAGCACGUGGAAAACAUAGGAAUCCAUUACUACCAAACUCUGAGAUGUUGGAAAAAGAAUUUCUUGGGAAAGCAGAGCAAAAUUCAUGCUCUGGGAUUCGAUGAUAAGUUCAUUCGGACAUGGGAAUACUAUUUUGAUUACUGCGCAGCUGGUUUCAAGUCAUUGACUCUUGGAAAUUAUCAGGUUGUAUUUUCACGUCCGGCGAAUGCAGUUGCACUUGGGAAUCCAUACCAAUGUUUCCCUUCAGCCUAAUGAUGUAUCUGCACAAACCAUGGAUUUGGCCUAAGAGAAAGCCUGUUGAUUCUAGUUUAGCAAUCUCUGACAUUCAUUUAUGCCCAAAUAAAUUGAAUAUGUUUUUGGUACAUAGAGAUUAGGAUUGAAUCCUAGAUCUAUGACUAAAAACACAAAUAACUUUAUAAUCAGACCACAUAACUAAAGGUCUAAUAGAUUGAAUUAGUUAUUAAGAAACUAGUUGUGCUGCUUGCAAGUGCUUUGGUCUCAUUUUCAUCUUGUUGAUCCCAUCCCCCAAAGAUUUCCAGGUGAUAGCAAUAUCUAGUUAACUGGUAGAAAAUACAUAGAUAACCAACUCUUUUCCCUACACCUUACAAAUCAAAUAUGAUUUCAGUGUCACAAUGUAUUUAAAUAACUAUUGGUAUCAAGCACCAGUUAGGUUGGUGGCAGGAGUUAAAAAGUGUAAAGAUCUUAAAAGGGACGACAAGCAUAAGACCUGACCUACUGAUCAUAAAUCAAGAAAUCCUCUUAACAUUUAACUGAUUCUAAGUGAAGAACACAUUUUGUAAGCCGAACUCGAGCAAAGAAACAAUGCAGGAAAUAAGCAGAGUCCAGAACCCAAAGUUUCGAGUAUACUCCAGGAAGAGAGCACAAAGUAGAAAUCCUGUUUCUACACUACCUGAAUCAGUUAAGAACUGAGACAAAAGGUAAUGAUCUGUGGGUAACUGUAUGGUAGGGCAAGGAGUAUCAAUAUCUAGAGUAGGAAUAUGAGAUCAACAUGACAAUUUGCAGAGCUUCAUAGGAAUUUAUUUAUCUAAUAGUCUGUGCCUCCAAUCAUCCAAAAUCGCAAAGGACAGUUUUCCUGACAUUCUAGCUGUUCAAUGAAAAUUUUGAUCUACU
Molecule: messenger RNA, 3647 nt
Organism: Rubroshorea leprosula
Lineage: Eukaryota; Viridiplantae; Streptophyta; Magnoliopsida; Malvales; Dipterocarpaceae
Source: the annotation of a GenBank genome assembly